AUGACCGAUAUCAAUAUUGCAAAAUACACCAAAGAUAAUUGGGAAUCUUUAAGACACGAAUGGGAACCUUACGCUAAAAGAGAUACGUUAUGUCUCGGAGCUUGUUUGAUAAAAUAUAACAAAGUUAUGAAAGAAGUUGUAUUCCAGAAUAUUUCCAAUAAUCUAACGGCUCCUUUAUCUUUAAAGGAAAUAGUUAAAGCCGGUGGUAAAAUACUCAGGAUAUUGGAUGGUAUAGCAUACGAAGAAAAUUUUAAAACUCCACCAUAUAGAGAUUAUAUUUUAAUUUUGAGAGAUCUUAGAAAUAAAUAUAAACGAGAAGGUAAUGUCGUAGGUAGUCAUUGCAUGAAAUUAUUAGGUAAUUCAUUGUAUGUUAAAUCUAUUCAGAAUGAUAUAACUACAUCGAGACAUCUAUGGGGUGAAGCAACUUUAAAAACCAACUUCGAUUCACACGUCAAAAGCUUUCCUAAAGUAAAUGAAACUCAAUAUAUCGUUGAGAUAAAUGAAGAAGAAAAAGAAUUUGACUGUACACCUCCUAAAUCUACACGACUAACACCUAGUCAUUUGGGGUCAUUCGUAUUAUCUCACAGUAAAAAAUUAAUGAAUAAUUUUAUUCACGUAAUAGAUGGAUUUUAUAAGUCGGAAAUAUACUAUACAGAUACUGAUAGUUUAUACAUUUCGUCUAUCAAUUGGGAUAAAUUAACUGAAGGUGGGUUGGUGUUCGAAAAUGAUUAUUGUGAAGGAAAGAAUGAUUGA
This is a messenger RNA of Lottia gigantea (owl limpet), 753 nucleotides long. RefSeq lists its product as hypothetical. NCBI's taxonomy places the organism in Eukaryota, Metazoa, Mollusca, Gastropoda, Lottiidae. The transcript has 2 exons. The record is from RefSeq and is a predicted model, not a curated record. The coding region runs from base 1 to 753 and encodes 250 amino acids.